Arachis duranensis is the source of this 721-nucleotide messenger RNA. RefSeq lists its product as uncharacterized. The transcript is spliced from 2 exons. Lineage: Eukaryota; Viridiplantae; Streptophyta; Magnoliopsida; Fabales; Fabaceae. The record is from RefSeq and is a predicted model, not a curated record. The coding region runs from base 36 to 428 and encodes 130 amino acids.
AGUAUGGAGUGUCUGAAUCUUGGACUAAAUUUACCAUGAUCCCACAGUACCUUAGCAUACACAUUAUUCCUCUGUAUCUUUGGGAAAAUGAUGUUCUUCUGGGGACUGCUGCUCCUUAUUCAAGAAUAAUUAGGUAUAACUUAAACCAUGGCAACUUCAAGUUCCCUGUCAUUCAUGGCCACAGAGAUGACAUGAUGAAAGUUGCUCCUUUGUCUAAGCACUCGAUGGCAGCAAAGCAAUUCCAUAUUUAUCAUAAAAGCUUGGUUUCACCAUCACACUGUGGUCUUCUAAGUAGCACAUCUGAAAUGCGUUGGAUCAAAGUUAUCAAAAACCCAUGCCUACAUCUCUUCCAAGUGAAUUCCUCUAUUGACUUGGUGUGGGGCUGCAAAACUAUACUUUCUGUUGACAUGAUUGUUCCCCAUUGCUAAAUCACAACGUCACAGCAAUUUUUCUGCUUUAUUUAGGAUAUUAAGGAAUGACUAUCAUUUACUGGUGUUCAUUUACAAUUAGAGUUAAUUUUUUCUAGUAUCAAGUUCUAUUUUUAUAUGACAAGUUAUCAUUUUUAGGGUUAAGUUAAGGGAAGAAAGAAAAUAGAAACUGUAAUAUCCCAUAAUUUAAUGACUACAGUUUCAUAUUAUGUUCUUCCAUGUUGGUUUUCAACAUUUUGGUUUUUGGAUUGUUACUGGUUUUGUCCAUUGGAUAAGAAAUAAACAAUACAUGC